AUGGACAAGAUCAGUGGGUUUUCUGAUGAUGAAUUGCUCGUGAAGAUCUUAUCGUUUCUUCCAUUUAAAUUUGCUAUAACAACGAGUGUUUUGUCGAAGCAAUGGAAGUUUCUUUGGAUGCGGGUGCCAAAACUUGAGUACGAUGAAGAUAGCAUGUAUUCUUUCGAAUAUUCCUUCCGAUAUUUUUUACCUAAGGCUAAGGAGGUUGACAGCGAAACCUAUUCUAUAGUGUCCGAAAGCGGCCAUAGGAUGCGGUCUUUUAUUGAGAAGAAUCUGCCAUUACAUAGCUCUCCGGUCAUAGAGAGCUUGCGUCUCAAGUUUUUCACUGAGGUAUUUCAACCUGAAGAUAUCAAAUUGUGGGUUGAAAUUGCAGUUUCUCGUUGUGCUCAAGAGCUAAGCGUUGACUUUUUUCCCAAGGAAAAACACAAUGCAUUACUGCCGAGAAACUUGUAUACAUGCAAAUCGCUUGUGACAUUGAAAUUAAGAAACAACAUUCUCGUGGAUGUUCCUCAUGUUUUUUCCCUCCCUUCCUUGAAAAUUUUGCACCUUGAACGUGUGACAUACGGAGAUGGAGAAUCUCUUCAACGGCUUUUAUCUAAUUGCUCGGUUUUGGAAGAUUUGGUUGUUGAACUAGAUACAGGUGACAAUGUGAGAAAGUUAGAUGUUAUCAUCCCUUCAUUGCUUAGUUUAUCCUUUGGGAUGUCUAGAUACUGCGCUUAUGAAGGGUAUAGGAUAGAUACUCCUUCUUUGAAGUAUUUCAAACUUACAGAUUUAAGUAAAACUUUCUCCGGCUUGAUUGAGAAUAUGCCGAAGCUGGAGGAGGCAAAUAUCACUGCUCGUCACAAUUUCAAGAAGCUUCUUGAACUGGUCACAUCUGUCAAGCGUCUUUCAUUGAACAUAGAAAACAACGAUGCAGAGGCCCUAACUGCUAUAUAUGGAGAUGAUAUUGUCUUUAAUGAGCUUGAGCAUCUGAAUUUUCAUAUUCAUAAUGCAUAUUGGUCUGAGUUACUAUACUGGUUGCUCAAAGCUUCUCCUAAACUACAAAACUUGGAGUUCGAUGAACAAUGUUCACGUGAUGGUACUAUGGGUACACUGGCGGUUUUCUGGAACCAACCGAAUAGUGUUCCUCAAUGUUUGUUGUCGACUCUUCAGACUUUCGAGUGGUCAGGUUACCCUGGCUCCGUACAAGGGAAAGAUUUGGCGACAUAUAUCUUGAGAAAGUCUCGCCAGUUAAAAAUUGCAACAAUUUCGAUUGGAUAUGGGUUGGAUCCACAACAAAAGCUUAAGAUGGAGAUGGAUGUCAAAUUUUCUUUCCGUGCUUCACCCACAUGCAAACGCGUAUUCUAUUGA
Messenger RNA from Arabidopsis thaliana (thale cress), 1350 nucleotides. Its product is annotated as Protein with RNI-like/FBD-like domain. The coding region runs from base 1 to 1350 and encodes 449 amino acids. The transcript is spliced from 3 exons. Lineage: Eukaryota; Viridiplantae; Streptophyta; Magnoliopsida; Brassicales; Brassicaceae. The record is from RefSeq and is marked reviewed.